This is a messenger RNA of Salvia miltiorrhiza (redroot sage), 2119 nucleotides long. RefSeq names its product WEB family protein At4g27595, chloroplastic. The transcript is spliced from 3 exons. NCBI's taxonomy places the organism in Eukaryota, Viridiplantae, Streptophyta, Magnoliopsida, Lamiales, Lamiaceae. The coding region runs from base 231 to 2024 and encodes 597 amino acids. The record is from RefSeq and is a predicted model, not a curated record.
AUCUGCUAGUGUUUGCUUACGUAAAUACUCUGCAUCUUUUCUAAGCAAAUUUGUUGUUCCUUCUCACUUUGGCCGUUACAGUAAGACAAACACCGCUCGCCAACUUCGGAAUUCGUCAACAAAGUCUUAUGUCACUGAAACUUGGUGGAAAAUAUGUUGUGUUUUAGUUGCAAUUCUUGAUUUCUAAACAUAGAAACAAGAAUUCUGAGCCGCGGAAAUAUCAGAGAAACAUGUUACGUUCAAGAUUGAGAUCAGGAUCGGUUGAUUUCGGACAAAAGAGUCAUCAUCAUUCAUCGGUAUUUUCGAAAACCCUCUUCGCAUCGAAGCUCUGCAGAGGAGAUGCAAUCGCGGCACAGAUUGAUGCCAGCGCCCUCAAAUCCGUUUCGAAUUUAUCCGAGAAUGUUGGUGUGAAAGGAAACAAACCAGUGCAGCAACAGCAACAGAUGAGGGAGAUGGAAGAAGGUAGUGAGGUGGAGAGCUUGAAGAAAAUGGUGACGGCGGCCCGCGACGAAACGAAGGCCAAGGAGAGAAAGAUCGGCAAUCUGGAGGCGGAGCUGGGGAGGAUGAGGCAGGGCGAGGCGGAUAAGGACGCGUCGCUGGGGAGGUUGAUGAAGGAGCUGCGUGAUGUGAGGGAGAGAGAGAACGCCAACAAGAAGAGGAUUCAAGAGUUGGAAGGGGAGGUGGAGAGGAAGAGGAAGGCGGAGUCGAGCAUGGCCAGGCAGCUCGACUCCGCCAUGUUCGAGCUGGAGGAGUCCAAGAUCGAGAUCGCGUCGUUGCACGAGAAGAUCGACGGAUUGGAGGACCUGUGCAACCAGAUGAGCAAAGGGGGCUCGAGCGGAGACGAGGAGAUCCGAAGCCUGAAAGCGAAGCUGGGCAAGGCCCAGGAGGGGGAGAGGAGGGCGUUGUUGAAGGCGGAGAGCUUAGCCGAGGAGAUGGAGGUGUUGAAGGGGGAGUGGAAGUUUGCUAUGGAGGGCGAAGACAAGAGCUCCAAAGCGAUGGAGGAUUUAGCUCUGGCGUUGAAGGAGGUGGCCACCGAGUCCAAUCAAGUGAAAAUGCAGCUGGAGGAGAUGAAGGCCGAGACGGAGCGGAUGAAGGAGGAGGUGGCCGAAGCCAAGCAAGACGCCGAGGUGCAUAAAAACACCGCCGAAAGGCUGAGGUCGGAGGCGGAGGAGACCCUGUUCGCAUGGAACGCCAAGGAAAUCGGGUUCGUGAGCUGCAUCAAACGGGCCGAGGAGGAGCGCGCGCUGGCGCAGAUCGAGAACCACAAGCUAGCCGAGUCGCUCAAGGCCGCCGAGAACAUGACCCGGUCGGCCCGCGAGGAGACGUACAAGCUGAGGGACAUACUCAAGCAGGCCAUAAACGAGUCCAACGCGGCCAAGGCGGCUGCAGGCAUUGCAAGAGAUGAGAACUCCUUACUAAAAGACUGCCUCGCCGAGAAGGAGGAGGCGCUGCACUUCAUCACCAGGGAGAACGAGCGCCUCCGGAUAAGCGAGGCGGCCGCGCAGGAGCACGUGAAGCAGCUCAAGAGAAUGCUCACCAUGGCCUCCGCCGAGAUCGACAAGGACGAGAUAGGGAUCGUGAUGUUCACGGAGCAUAGCGACGACGAUGAUGGGGAGCAGCAGCCCAGGAAGGUGAGGAGGGAGUUCAGCUUCGAUCUCGAUGACCUCAAGUUCAUGAACGAGCCCGAGGACGACACGCUGGACGACGAGGACCCGGAGAAGGCCGAGGCGCUCAAGGGCUCCAUCUUCGACACCACCGCCGAGACGCCCAAGUCCGAGGCGCGGACGCCCAAGGCCACCUUCUUUAGGCUCAAGACGCAUUCCUCGCAUGAUGAUAAGGAAGACGAUCACGAUCACGACCAUGGACACGACGAGACCGAGGGGGAUAAGCAGCACAGCGGCCAUAGGAGGUCCAAGACUAUGUUCCAACGCGUCGGGGGGCUUCUCACCAUAAGGAAGAGUUUCCAUAGGAAGGAGCCAUCAAUGGAUCAGAAAUCCACGCCUACCCCUACACACGGGAACUAACUGCUUGCUUAUUUUUUUCUUUCAUUUCUUCUAAACUUAAAAAUACACAUUCAUUCCUUCAUCAUUAUAUAUUUCCUCAUUUUUGUCUUGCCCAA